Ziziphus jujuba (common jujube) is the source of this 838-nucleotide messenger RNA. RefSeq lists its product as uncharacterized. Lineage: Eukaryota; Viridiplantae; Streptophyta; Magnoliopsida; Rosales; Rhamnaceae. The coding region runs from base 178 to 651 and encodes 157 amino acids. The transcript has 5 exons. The record is from RefSeq and is a predicted model, not a curated record.
GAGAGAGAGAGAGAGAGAGAGAGAUUGGAGCUGUUUUUCUACCUACUCUGUUCCGCCGAGACUCAGAGAGAGAGAGAGAGAGAGAGAGAGGUUUGCUUCUCAACUCAGAGUUUUUGAGGAAGAACCCAGCAAGCAGAGAUCAGUACUAGUUGUGGCAUAAUUUCUUCUCAAUUCAAUAUGGAAGACAACUCCUUACAGAGUGAAGGAACAGCUUCAGAUCAUAAAAGUCUCAGCGUUGUGUUGGAUAUUGAAAGCCUCAAUGUACAAUCCUCAGAUAGAAGCUCAGGAAGCCCCAAAAUGACAAGGGCACUUUCUAGGAAGUGGUCAUAUAGAACAGAGAGAUUGACGAGUGCUGAAGAAGAAGACUCAGAUGAGCAACCAAAGAAACUUUUAGUUAGAGCAGUGAACUCACAAGUAGAUCAAUGUUUGAAGCAACCAUUGAUCAGCAGUAAAACAUUGAUGACACCAAUCCAAAAUACACUUGGUGGUCCGAUUAGUGUUGUAGACACAUUGGAUGGACGCAACAAGCGGUUCAACCGCUUCAUGGCUAUCAACCCCAGGAAUAUCCUCUUCAUUCUUGCAACAGUGUCCAGCAUUGGGUCAUUGAUACUUAUAUAUUUCACCAUCACCAUUAACAGAACAGUAGUUUGACAGAGACAUGGAAGGCAUAUAUGCAGCUCUGCUCAAACAAAGCUCUUUUUCAGUGCUUGACACGGAAUUAAUCUAUAUGUAAUGAUGGAGAUAAAUGUAGAUUUUAUUGUUCCUUUUUUUUCUUUUUUCUUUUUUUUCCCUGAAAAACAAAAUUAGCCUAAUUAAUGCUCUCUGUUUAAUUUAAUUA